CAUCGGACGACAAAGGUUACCAACGUUAACAUUUUGUUCGUCAUAGAGGACGCCGAUGUCGCUCUCAACUUGUUUUCAUCGUGGCGUUCUCCUCGUUAUUGUUCGUUACUCUUCUCGUAUCGUCGUAUUCAAACUGCUACUGUGAUUAUUGUUACAAUGCUCAUCUCAUUAUUAUAUUUUCAUUAAAUGUGUUAUUAAUCGUUAUACACUUUCAUUAUUAGUUUUGAUAUAAUGGCGUCACCGGCUCCGCCAUUAUAGUUUAGAUUUUAGACAAUCGGUAAGAUUAAACGUUGUAAGUAGCUCUACAGAAAGAAACAAACACGAAAUCUCUCGAUUAGUUUCUUACGAAAAUCGUUUCCAGUUUCCAAAGUUUCUGAACAAACUGUGUUCGCGUUGUUUGGAAGAGCAAGGCAACAACGAUAGCAAAGUUUUCUACACUUGUGAGAAACUGCUUACUGCAUCACCAAAAUGCCAAAAACCCGGUUAGUUACACGUUCGGCGUCGAACAGUCGUCCAUCUCAUAUGACGUUAAAUCUGGAGUGUACAGAGGAGCCACUUAGCGAAGCCCAAUUAACGUUACGAUUAGAGUUGAAGGAAAAUUAUGACAGAGUAGCUGCUACUUUAGAAGAAUUGGUUAAAGAUCAUGGAGGUAAAUUGGUAUGCCAAGCUGGCAAUGUCAACGGUUAUCAAUAUACAUUGCCUCCAACUCCUGCACAAGCAGUGGUUAAAAAUAAUCCUCAACCCAUUGUAAACAUAAAUCAAAGUAAAAGUCAACCUAUUAAGCUCAAUGUAUUAAAUAACUCGAAUGGCUCUCAAGGCAACAUACAGUUGGUUGUGGAUUCACGAAUGGGAGUCAUUUUAGGAUCUGUAUCUCAGCCUCAAGGAACCACUAUAACAACUGUUCCAUCAAGCUCAGUAUCUACGCCAAUGGUAACACCAGGAUCAACAUCGGUAUCUACAGUAACAGCCAUGUCUACCGUUACCCAUUCCCAAACGGAAAAUUAUAAAUAUACUCGAUCUGGACGCAGAACAAAGGUUCUUCAAGUGCAACAACCUGACGUUAUAGAGGAACCAGCCCUGAUUGCUCGUGGAAGACAAAAAUUAGGAUGUUCAACACAUGUUGUCACACCAACGUACGCUCAUUUUUCAGCUACUACAAGUCCCCAAGGUGUUACUAAUCUUAGGAUAAAAUCUGUGAACAAACAACAAAUUGCAUCAGCAGUGACGUCAACGUCGACGACUGUGAGCACGAGUACAGAAUCAUCUAGCAGACUAACUAUCACAAAACCAACUGAACACACAAGCAUCGGUGGAAUAGCGGUUGGAAGUAAAAGUUCAGCUUGCGAUCAAGUCGAUGAAUCGAAGAAGAAUCAUCCUGACGGUAGAGAAGUGACUUUUAACAAAAUGAACGGAGGUAGAACAUUUCCUUCUUUGGUUGUUAUAGCUAGACCGAGCCUUCGCACGAAGGAUAUCGCGCCACAGAUAGCCCAAAAGGAAAGAUCGGAGUUAGAUAUGAAAGUAAAGAGUGUACUCAUGUUUUCGGCCACAAAGUUCGCCGAAUGGUUGAUACAGCAAGGAUUAGUGAAAUCUGAACAAUAUUGUGCUCAACACAGCAAUAGUUAUCAAAAAACUAAAUUAAAAUUGGGAAUGUACAGCGAUCAAGGUACAUUUCCAUAUUCAGGAGGAUACGUGUGGAUUUCAAGCUGUUGUCCGGAUCGUUUCGUUUCUGUCUUUUCCGGUUCGAUAUUUCAAGGGGCAACUUACACGCCCACUGUUCUGUUAAAAUUAAUUUAUCAUUGGGCGUGUCAGACGAAUGUUCAGAACGUUAUUUCUUGGGUGAAAGUGUCAAAUGUAUACGUGAAAAAUUUUUAUACGCAUUUACGUAGUGUUUGCACAGCAGCAAUUUCGGAUAAAGCUCGGAAAAUGGGGGGUAAGAAUUCAGUAAUACAAGUUGGAGUAAUUAGUUUAGGUACAACGUCGCAAGAUGGAAACCUACGGCAAGUUAAGGUCGAGGUGCUCGGCGUAUUGGACUAUACCACCCUCGAUUUAAGAUUAAGAGCAUGCGAUCCGGUGCAAGACGGCGAUCGAUCGUAUAAACAACGAUUCAAUAACAUUUUACAUCCGUUGAAAGAAUGGGUACAUACAGAUUCGAAAAUUAUGACCGAUUUCACCGUUGACAGAAACACGCUCGAAGAAAUGGGUUUUUAUCACGUUACGCAAUCAGCAUUUUCCGACCAAACUUCCCGAAAUUUUAUGAGCAACUAUCAUAUAAUGGAAUAUUUAAGAAAAAUUGUUCCUCGAAUGUUCCAAAAUACCCUCAGUUUACUCAACAGACAAAUGAUACAACAGUUCCUGGACGAACUGGUGUGGAGAGAAAUAUACGGCUCGACCGCUGCCCGAGCAUUCGACAACAUAAUAGCACAUAUUGCCGAGCAAACAAAGAUCGAUUCAAACGAAUGCCUUUUAGAUCGUUUGACCAAGAUAGCUGCCAAUCCUUUUCAUAAUUGGUCCUAUUCAAACGCGAAUUUACCACCGUUAACGCCUCUUGUUACGAUCAACAAAGAUGAAACGCAAUCAAACAACGAAGUUUUCAUCCAAGCUAGCGGUAACGCGAAACAGCAACAGCAACAGCAACAGCAACAGCAACAGCAACAACAACAGCAACAGGAGGUGUCGUCAUUUCCUACGGCAAUAAGAUCAUACGUUGGUCCAAAAAGAGGACGAAAGAGAAAUAUUGGGGCAACAACUGUCAGACCGGAACCCGAAACGAAGAAACAGCCGGUCUUUGAUUCGAAAGUUGCUAGAGAUAAAGAAAACGACAAGGAAAUAGAAAGUAAAAAUGAUCAGAUACAGUUGCAAGAAUUUUAUUAUGCCACCAUGGAGGGUGAUAAGACUAUUUUGUUAAAUGAGCACAAAUAUUCAUUGUACUUCAAGUGUUUCCUAUGCGCGUCAACGAUGCGUUCCAACACAGAUGUGAUCGAACAUACGAUUGGUCACGUACCGCCCCAAGUUCCCGGUCAAUCCGAUUCCCCUGUCUGUCGAUAUUGUUGUACAGCAUUUUCCUCUCAACAUCAAAUGAUUACACACGUGACGGAAGCGCACAGUAAUUUCGGUCAUUCAGACAGCGAUAUGGUUGUUUGCGCCAUUUGCGAACAAAAGUUCGGCAAUAGUGGCCUCCUUAUCAGUCAUUUGUCGUCGAUGCAUUAUCCCUCGGAGAUGCCGUAUCGAUGCGAGAGUUGUGGUUACCGUACUUCCAGUCAUAAAGAUGCGAUCGAUCAUUUUUAUCGAGUUCACGAAAAGGGCCAAGAUUUACAAUGUCCUUAUUGCUUGAAGGUAAUACGGUUCGUAAACGAAGGCAAUCCGAGUGUUACCAGCGUUUACGCGUUUCUCUUGCAUAUGCAGAGGCAUGUUAUUCGAAGGGAACAAGGACGAGGAAACAAAUGUUCGAGAUGUUGUCUCUGGUUCAAUCAGAAGAGUUGCUUGAAAAUUCAUCAAAGAGAAUUACACGAUUGCGUCUCUGGUUCGAAAGUAAUACCGUAUUCGUGCAGUAACAACGGUAUAAUGAUAUCGAAACAACGACCGCAGAAUAGACGGUUCGAUAUCGAAAGUCCUCUUACCGAGGACUUACCAUACGACGAAAAAAUUAAAAAAUGGAUCACCGGUCCGAUAACGGUGAACGUUCCGGUCGAAAAUCUCUCCUGUCAAGAAUGCGAGGAGGACAUCGACGAACAAGACCAUUACCCAGGUGAACAGAGAUGUCAACAAUGUCGUUACAUAACUUGUUGUUGGCGAGCGUUCAAAGAACAUCAGCAACAAAUUCAUAACGAACGACCGAUGACCAGUUUGGUAGUUCCCUCUCCGCUCGUUAAUAUCCCCUUAGACAGAAAGAUGCAAUGUUCGUGUGGUUAUACGACAACUGAUGGAAACCAGUUAGCUACGCAUUUGAUUAAAUGCGGAAAAGUAUCUGCUUAUCCGCUAGAGGAUACGGUACCACCUGGCAUGUUGAACAGUUUAGGUUUAGUUCCAAGAAACAAUUCGGACGAACUAGAUCUGGAUGGUGGUAGUAAUAAAAGGACUAAUUCACAUUAACACAGCGAAUCUCGUUGAUCGUUAAUUUAUACCGAAGUCGUCAAAUUAGAGUGAAUUAAAUUUGAGAGAAAAAAAUACAAAAAAUAAAAUAAAACAAUAUUCGUCUCUACCUUAUAAAAAACACAAAAUCUAGGCCAGGCAUCGAACACGGUGUACUGAUAUCUAUAAUCACACAUACAAAAAGCCAAUAAUAUCAGAGAAGGAAUUAUUGAAUAAUAGAAUUCAAAUUGGUUCUUUGUAUCGUGAUGCAUCAGUGCAAUUUGUUCUUCCUUCUCGUUGUAAAAUAUCGUAAGCUCUUAUUCAAUGAAUUGCGAUUCUAGCCCUGAUAAAAAUAUUUUUCUGCAUAUCGGUUUAAUAUCGAAAAUCGAUAUCUCGUAUUAAGUGGACAACAAUGAAAAUCAUAUAAAUGAGUCGUUCAUAAAUUUUCUACAAAAUAUACGGUUAUGCAAUGUGCAUCAUUUGAACCCGUUAUUACCAACGAUUUAUAAAACAUUAUUCAUUGGACAUCCGUCGAAAAACAUAUUCAAGUAUGUUUUAUAUUACUCGUUGAGUUGUAUCUUCAUACGAACUAACAAUAAACCGUUACACGAACAAAAUACGUCGCUCGAAAAUUACAUACGUACAUCUUCGAUUGAUUGAUGUAUGUAUGUACAUACAUAUACGCGAAGAAACGUUCCUUUUUCUCAGACUUCCAUGCACAAGAUAUAGAGUACAAAACUCUAUUUUUUUUUUUUUUUAACUUUUAUUUA
Osmia lignaria (orchard mason bee) is the source of this 4838-nucleotide messenger RNA. The record is from RefSeq and is a predicted model, not a curated record. NCBI's taxonomy places the organism in Eukaryota, Metazoa, Arthropoda, Insecta, Hymenoptera, Megachilidae.